Messenger RNA from Astrephomene gubernaculifera, 1556 nucleotides. NCBI's taxonomy places the organism in Eukaryota, Viridiplantae, Chlorophyta, Chlorophyceae, Chlamydomonadales, Astrephomenaceae. The record is from the annotation of a GenBank genome assembly.
GUACAUUGCCACUUGCACCACAAUAGUCCUUAUAAGAGCGACUCCUAAGGAACAUGUCGCAUCGCCAUUAGAAGCAACACAAUACACUUGCGCGAAACAAUGGCAAGCGCCUUGCCAAGGGCUACUCGCUGCAUGCCGCAGCUUGCUGUGUUAUCGCAGCCAGCUUACAGCGGUCCGGUGCUGCUCGUGAUGCCGCCGCGCCGACGAGUCGCAUCCUCAUCCAUCUUGGCCUCCACUUCCACCACCUCCACUUCCACAUCCGUCCCAGCACAGCCCCUAAAGCGCUCGAAGACCACCAACGGCACCCCAGUGGCAGCGACAGGCGUCUGGGGCGAGCAAGAGUUUGGGGCCCUGCAGCACCGCGCCGCCACCCGCCUGCAUCGCUUCUACGUGCCCCACCCGCUGGGACCCGCGCCCCCGCCUCCCACCCUCCAAACCCUCCUCUCCCCCCCGCCUCCGGUACCCCUCCCUGCCCCUGCUCCCACCACCACCUCCUCCUCCCCCGUCCCCACAACCUCCGCCCCCGCCACGGUGGUGCUGGAAGGCGAGGAGGCGCGCCACGCCGCCCGAGCGCUGCGGCUGGCUGCAGGGGACAGGCUGGAGCUGUGUGACGGGCGGGGCAACCUGGUGGAGGGAACUGUGACGGGGACGGACAAGCAGCGAGUGUGGGUGAGCCCCGACGGCCCGGUGGUCCACACGCCCUGGCGCGGCCCCCGCUGGGUGCUGGCGGUGGCGUGCACCACCCUCAAGGGCGGGCGGGCGGAGUGGCUGGUGGAGAAGGCGGCGGAGCUGGGGGCGGCGGCGCUGCUGCCGCUGGUCACAGAGAGGUCGCAGAUUCCUCGCCUUUGACAGGCUGGCGGCAAGAUGAAAUUCAAGACCCGUGGGUCAGUCUCCUCCCACUCGCAUGAUGCCUCCCACGACGGCGGCGAGGCGGACGGCGACUACGCGCCGGGUCGGCUGGAGCGAGUCGCCAUCGCCGCCACCAAGCAGAGCCUGAGACCGCACGCGCUGCACCUGCUGCCGCCCGCCCCGCUGCGGGAGGUGCUGCCGCUGGUGCGCGGCGCGGCGGCAGGGGCGGCAGGGGAGGGCGCGGUGGGCGAUACGGGACUAGGCAGUGGCAGUGGCAGCAGGAGUGGAAGCGGGGGUUUUAGCUUGGUGGCUGUCGCGGGCGCUCCCCCGCUGGCAGCUGUGCUUAGGGAGCUAAGCGGAGGUGCGUCCUCCAGGGCGGGUGCGGAGGUGGCGGCAAACGAGCAGGCCGACUACACCCCCCCGCAGCACCCGUCAUAUCGCUCACCUGCACACCCACAACAACAACCUCCAGCCGCACCCACAACGGCUUCUCCUCACAGCCUAGCCCCGCAGUGCCUAGCCCCGCAGCCCCUUGAGCCGACAACAGCGUCCAUCCUAAGCCCUCAUCCGCCCCCUCAUCAGCCGUCAGAGCCCCUGCCUGCAGAGGCGCCUGCCGGGAGCGGUGUUGCUGUUGCUGUUGCGGGUGCGGGUGCGGGUUCCCCGCUGCGGCUGCUGCUGGUGGGCCCCGAGGGCGACUUCACUCCGGG